Molecule: messenger RNA, 555 nt
Organism: Rotaria socialis
Lineage: Eukaryota; Metazoa; Rotifera; Eurotatoria; Philodinida; Philodinidae
Source: the annotation of a GenBank genome assembly
AUGUCGAUAACAAGCAAGAAAAAAGUUUCUACUUCUCCACAACAUUCUAUGAAAGAACAUCAUGAUCAAAAGACUGAUGAUAACAAUAGAGAAAAAGCAUUUGAUAUUGACAAGAUUUCUAUUGAAGAGAUACACACGACCAACGAUUGGGAACAUGCUGAUCUUGGAGAUGAAGAGCGUAAACAAAAGUUUCUUCGAUUAAUGGGCGUUAAAAAACGUAAAGAUGACAAUCGAACCAGUAUGCAAGAUUCAUUUAGCAUAAAUCAUGACGAUGCACUUUUAUCAGAAAAAAAACAUUCUCGUUCAAGAACAGAAAAUGAAGCAAUCAAUCUUGAAUUAGAAAAACAAUUCAAUGAAAGCUUACAAUCAAACAUUUUACAUACACAUCAUGAAGGUCUCGGCUUUCAGGGUGGUGAUAUUAGCAUUCCUUCGAGCUCAAACGAUUGUCAUAAUCAUCCAAUCAAAACGAAAUUUAUUCCAGCUUCACCAGUAAUUGCAUCUUCUACGUUGAAUGAAACAAUCAGUCAACAAUUAGAGAGUGUAAAAAAUAAAUGA